AUGUCUGGGAAAAUGACCCUGUAUAAGCUGGUGGUGCUGGGUGAUGGAGGUGUCGGAAAGACCGCCCUUACCAUUCAGCUAUGCCUCAACCACUUCGUCGAAACAUAUGAUCCAACCAUCGAGGAUUCAUAUCGCAAACAAGUCGUGAUCGAUCAACAAUCGUGUAUGCUCGAGGUGCUGGACACUGCGGGUCAGGAAGAAUAUACCGCACUACGAGACCAGUGGAUUCGAGAUGGAGAGGGGUUCGUGUUGGUGUACAGCAUCACGUCGCGUGCCUCCUUCUCGCGCAUCACCAAAUUCUACAACCAGAUUAAGAUGGUCAAGGAAUCAUCAAGCUCGGGCUCCCCCUCCGGGCCCAGCUACUUGAACUCCCCCAUGAGCACAUCCUCCGGUCCCGCAAUGCCCGUCCCCGUGAUGCUGGUCGGCAACAAGAGUGACAAGGCUGUGGAGCGCGCAGUCUCGGCACAAGAAGGUCAGGCUCUAGCCAAGGAGCUAGGAUGCGAGUUUGUCGAGGCCUCCGCCAAGAACUGCAUCAACGUGGAGAAGGCCUUUUACGAUGUCGUCCGCAUGCUGCGCCAGCAGCGACAACAGCAGCAAGGUGGUCGCCAGGACCGCCGCCAGCCCGGUGGUCGUGAUCGCGACGCCGGCCCCGAAUACCCCAAGUCCUUCCGGCCCGACAAGUCGCGACAUCGCAGUCGCCUCAAUUGCGUUCUCUUGUGA
Messenger RNA from Penicillium antarcticum, 720 nucleotides. RefSeq names its product Ras small monomeric GTPase RasB (gene rasB). Gene Ontology annotation, molecular function: GTPase activity; GDP binding; GTP binding. Bases 1 to 720 code for a protein of 239 amino acids. The transcript has 2 exons. The record is from RefSeq and is a predicted model, not a curated record. Lineage: Eukaryota; Fungi; Ascomycota; Eurotiomycetes; Eurotiales; Aspergillaceae. Gene Ontology annotation, cellular component: plasma membrane. Gene Ontology annotation, biological process: signal transduction.